Molecule: messenger RNA, 9489 nt
Organism: Polyodon spathula (Mississippi paddlefish)
Lineage: Eukaryota; Metazoa; Chordata; Actinopteri; Acipenseriformes; Polyodontidae
Product: cilia- and flagella-associated protein 54-like
Exons: 69
Coding region: 65-9403 (3112 amino acids)
Biological process (GO): cilium assembly
Source: RefSeq, a predicted model, not a curated record
ACUGCUCAUACGACUAGCUCGCUGGUAAAAGUGUUACAUAUCUGUAUCUGUACGCUUCACAAACAUGGAGCCUCUACCGGCUUCUUUCUACGGGAAAAUAGACAGGAAAAACCCCGUGAUCGCAGCUUUUGACACCGAGCUGAAAGAGUUUAUGGGGUACAUGAAAAAACUGAGCGUUUCUGUCAGCGGCGAUUAUGAGUCGUACGCCAGAGGAUGUACAAAUCUGUUUCACAUCUGGAACAAGUAUAAACCCAGACUCCCUGCCUAUUAUUACGAUGAGCACCUGCUGCUGGUCGGAGAUUUUCUUGUGCAAAUCAAGAUGUACAGGCUGGCCCUCUGGCAGUGUUAUGGGCGCUAUCUGCAGCAGUUCAGCUCGGUCAGCACUGAUGAAAUCACAGACGUCGAGCAGUUCAAAAGAAUCUUCUUCCCUCAAGGGUUUGAAGCAGAGACUGCAGGUUUGACAUUCCGCAGUCUGCAGGGUCAAGGGAUCUGCUGCUACCAGCUGGUGAAGGAGAGUGCGGGGAGCCUGCAGCACCAGAGCUCAGUCCAAACCUUGCUGAGGAUCCUGGCCUUCCAGCGCCUCAUCAUGCAAGCUGUGCUGCCCCACGAGAAGCUCUGCUGGCUGCUGUACAACGGUACCAUCCAUAUCUACACAAUCUCCAGGCACCUGAUGGCUAUGGGCCAUUCUGCUAAGGUGAUGGAGUACUUGCUGUGGGCCAGUGUGUGCAUGGAGACCUCGGUGCCUCUGCUGACAGUGCGCUACCUGCCCUGGAGGAGCACUCUCUACAGCGCUGUGUGCCAGUGCUACUACGACUGCCAGGCUGGCCUACAUGCUGAGGUGUUUGCUCGCAGAGCCCUCAGUAAGAUCAAUGAGCUAAGCAAGCUGGAGGAGAUGAGCACCUCCAGACAGAGUGCUGAAGUGGAGAGAGCCUUCAGGGAGGCCACUGUGAAGGUUGCUGUCAUGGUGUUUAAAAGAGCUGCCUAUGAACCCAGGAGGAAACCCAAAGGGCUCUUCCGCCCCAAACUCAAGAGUAACCUCAAAGAAGUGCAAUUUCUGCCAUGGCCACGGACAAGUUCGGAGCGCUUGCUGAUGGAAAUGUUUGACGGCAGUGCAGCGCAGUUCCUGGCCCUGCUGGAGGCUCUGUGGGACAGCUCCCGCCGGCUCCUGCAGACGGGACACUCAGAGGAGAACGAGGUUGCUGAGGUGGCCCUGGAGCUCUUCUCAGCAGGGAUUGACAUCCUGGAUGGUGGAGGAGGCUCACAGGGGGUAGAGGGAGGAUCAGUGAGGAGGACCUCCCCCAUCACCGGCAUCAAAACAGAGAAAACCCUGCUGCAGCUCGCAGUGACUGGUGAAAACGGGGUGUCAGUGGAGGGAGCGGUGAAGCUGGUGAAGCUGGCUUUCCACUACGAGCAGUGGGAUUCCUUUGACCACAUCGUUCACCCAGUCAUCGGAGUAUUGCAGAAACUCAAAGAGCCUGUCUGGAAGAAAGAGGAGCUGGACCUUAAGCUGCUCAUAGCCGUGGAGCCACUGUAUUCGGGGCACAGACAGAGAUACGGGCCGAGUGACAGCUCUGCGCUGGGGAAACCUUCACAGAGUGAGAGAGACAAGCCCAGUGGUCCUGGCUGUGGGGUGGAUGAUCUCCUGAACGUGGCAGAGACUGUGUUUGCCUGCGUUUGCACGCCAUUGCAGGGUGUGAAGCCAGACCGGGACAUGGUGGUGGAUGUGGUGCUGUUGCUGUAUCAGAAAUGCAAAGCUGUGUUCCAGCGUGUGCAGACAGGAGCCAGCGACUCCCUCCGAUACCUGCAGAGACUGGACAACCACAGAAAGUGGGUGCGAGUCCUGUGGCUGUUGAAUGAAGUGACUCACAGCUGUGACAUUGCAGACAUGGACCCAGCGGUCAUGGCAGAGGUGGCCCUGAGACUGGCCAUGGUGCUGGAGAGCAGCGCUGAAUCUGCUGGGAGAACAGUGCGGACAUCCGGUAAGCCCCAGGAGAAGCCUGAAUUCCUUGUGCCUGCUCAGACAGGCCCGCGGGAGCCUCCUGCUCUUCUGAAGAGCUCUCCAGCGGAGCAGUUCCUGGCUGCCUACGAGGUUCUGGACAGGGCUGUUGACAGCAUUGCGAGAUCGCGAGCUGCAAACACUGUGCCAGAUGGGACGGCAAUCACAGACACCAUCCGCGUGCAGUCUCUGUGUUCAAUGGAACAGACAUUGGCAGUCUCCAGAGAAUUGGAUACCGACCCUGUUAGUAAACCUGGACCCAAAGCCGUGUCCAUCCAGAGCUUCAUCAUGGACCUGAAUCUGGAGCUGAUCAGCGCUCAGCACAGAGUGGCCAUCAAACUGCUCAACUCCACCAGCGACCUGAACAACAUGGAGUAUAAAGAUACAAAAUCACUGAAAGCAUCAGGCAGCGUUGGAGCUUCUUCACAGAUCCUGCGCCUCUCCACAGAAUCAGACCUUUCUGACAUAGUGAAGAAGAAUAAGAUCUCCAAGGCCCUGUUUCUCAUGCAGAAGGCCUUGCUGUCUCCCAGCAAAGAAAGAAGCAGCCCUGGAACAAAGCAGCUCCUGGAGGAGGCUUUCACUUUGAUUCAGAGCGCUGAAACCGAAGAGAAGAAGUUAUUUUUAUUAAACAGUCGGCUGCAGUCGAGGGAUCACAGGGAGGGUGGUGUUCUAGCAGCUCCCGUUCUACUGGCCAGGUCACACCGAACCAUGAUCUUCAAACCCGCGCCUUUCAACUCAGAGGAGAAGGUUUUUUGGUAUCGGAUUUUCGGUCGCUCAGUGACAGGAAGCAGCCUGAAAGUGAGGCUGAACGACUGCCGGCUCCGUGGCACUGGAGAGGAGGUCCCUGCUGUGGGGGAGUGCUUGCUGAAAGUGGAAGGCCUGCAGCCCAAUGAGAAGUACAUCUUUGCUGUGGCUGCGUACAGGGCAGACGGGUCCCUGGUUGGAGAUUCCAUUGGAGAAAGCACUAAGCCCAUACUGGCAUGCCCUCCGCUUCCCCUGCUCACUGCCUGGGCACAACUGGCACAGGCAGCGUACCAGGCUGGUCAGUACCCUGUGUCGAAGAAGGCAUUCCGAGUGCUGUGGGGACACUUUGCCUGCACUCCUCCCUCGCAACCUGACAGCACUGCAGGCUCCUCUGCCAGCAAGCUCGAGAGCCGGGCACAAGCGAGGUUAUCAGCAGAGGCAGCUUCCCAGGCCUCCCCACUCCUCCUUCAGCUCUUUCUGGGGAGCAUCUUCAUGCAGUGUGACAUCCACGUCCAGGAGCAGGCGCUUUUCUGUGACUCACUGAGUGACAGCGGCCCGCUCAUCUGGGGUCAGGUUGCCAGGCUGGCGGAGUGUGAGAGAAUGCUGGUGGCUCUGGAGCUCGCACUGUGGCUAAAUGAUCAGAGCUACUCCCUGCAGGCUGUGCUGCAGUGCUAUGGUCUGCUGGCUCCUUUGAUCUAUCACAAGAUACCCUAUGUGCCAGUAAUAAAGGUCUUGAUCAAAUGCCUGGCUGUUUUACAAGAUCUUCCCAGCGCUUUCAAGCAGAAGCGUCCAGCUGGCACAGCAGAGAGCCUCCGCCACAUGGUGGCCUGCAUGACCUGCUACACAGCCAAGGUGCUGCGAUCCUGGCAGGAGAACAAGAUGGCCUUGUCUGUGAUUGACCUGGGGAAGAAGCUCCUUCAGGAGACCAGCGACGGCAGAGCCAGCUCCCCUCUCGGGGGCCAAAACAAGCUCCCAGACCCCAGUGGGGGGUCAGAGAGAACAGCCCAGUCCAAGGCCAGUGGCAAGGCACAGGGUAAGAAACCCGCAGCACACUUAGAGGAGCAGCUCAGCGAGCAGCUUCAGGCUUUGGAAGGCAACUUGCUGAAAAUGAAAAAACAAGGGGACCAAGACUUGACAGGACAUGAAGACCCCUCAGCCCUCUACUCUGUCAUAUACAGGUCCUCGUUAAAAGUGGCCUACAAGGAAGUGCUGAAGUUCAAGCGACGCGGCCGGUUCCUGGAGUUCGUGGUGCAGGUGAUGCAGAGAGCUGUGCAGGAGGACCAGGUGGAAUUAGCUCUGACCUGGGGGCAGGAGGUUUACAGCUGGCUCAACAGGAGGGACGCAGCUCUGAGAGUCAGUAAGAAGGGCGCCGGGACUGAACCCCCGGGGGGGCAUGCUGGAGAGGAGGUCAAGAGGUACACAGCGGCUGUGGCUGAGUACAAGCAGAAAGGAAAGCCGCAAUCCCAAACCACUCCCAGGACUGAGAAGAAGAAGGGAAGCAUAAACCGGAAACAGACAGGUCCACAGAGGAGUCAAGAGAUUUCGAGCCGGGACUGGAAAGCCAUGGAGCCCCUGGUGGCUCUGCUGUCCCCCAUGGUGCUCGGGUUCCUGCAGCGCAGGCAGCUUCGCCAGGUGUGCGCAGAUGAGUGUCCCUGGCGCUGCCAGCUCAACGUCGUCAUCGCCCUCGGAAACUUUGCCAUCUUCGGGAAGUGCCUGGAGCAGUGCCGGCGCCUCGGCAGUGAGAGUUACAGCCAGCUAGACCCUGCGCUUUUCUCCCUCGACAACGCUGGGACAGUAGUGGAACACCGAAGCUUGGCUCAGAGAAGCUGGCGCCCAGAUCAGCUCAAAACAGCACCCAAACCACCCAGCAAGCUGCCAGCCAGGAAAGGGACCAUGUCUGGUGCUGAAUUGAUUGAGAGUGACAGCGAGGGAGAGGUGGACACUCCGAGGACACAGCUGACCAACGAUAUUGGGUCCACAUAUAGAAGUUCCUCCAGCAAGUCAGUGAGGAUGAAUGUGUUGGCAGUGGAACAGCUGGACAAGGCAAUGCUACACUUCCGCAGAGCUGUGGUGCUGGCACAUCGCGGAGGACACUGGGAGUGUCUGCAGGGGGUGUGCCGCUCGCUGUGGGACCGAGCCCGGCUGGCUUCAGCACUCCUGGACAGAGCAGGGGGCUCCGUGGACCAGCCCUCACUGACCCAUGAUCAGCUCAGCUCCACCCUCACUCCAGUCCUCUUCCUGGCUUCUGACUGCCUGCUCGACAUGCUGAUCCAGCUGCAGGACUCCCACAGCGCGCUGCAGCUCCUCCAGGCCCCGGGGGUCUUCAGCAUCUCCAGCUGUGUGGGGGACGCAUCCUGGGAGGAGGGGGGCUCCGGGCUGCAGUGGGACUCCUCUCUGGAUGACGUGACGAUGGUGGAUCUAAAAUGGGUGCGGGCUUUGGUGCUGUACACUCUGGAGUUACUGCACCGGCAGAAGAGGUGGGAGAGCCUGGCAUACCUCGCCAUCCACUUCAAUGCCAUCACGCAUGAGAGGUACACCCUGCAGGUGACCCCUCUGCUAGUCCACGCUCAGAGGAAGCUGCUGAAGAGGAUCGAACAGUUUGGGGGCCCUCAGGCGCCUCAGCCACACCUACUGAGAGCUGCUGGUGACUCCGGGGAAGGAAUAACCAGCCGGAACUUUGUUGGCAAACAGCUAUUGAUUGGAACCCUCUCGAAGGAGGAGAUCGGACCAGGCAGCCACAUUGAUCCAAAGGGGGAAAACGCGUACUCAGAUGGCAGGAGAGCGAAGGCCCUGGUUUCGGUGCCCCUGGAUGUGACAGACACACUGAGCUGCUUCCGAGAGUCCCUGGAGAAGAUGCACUACACCAGUCGAGCGCUCCAGCACAGCCGCAGGCUGCUGGUGCUCUUCCUGGCUCACACGCAGCAGGACGCAGAUGUGCUGAACACGAAGGACAGCGGCAGGAUGUGUUCAGGGAAGGUGGAGUUCAGUGUAGGGGCAGCACAGCCCCCUCCUCCCUGCCCUCCAGACCUCUUCACUGAGGAGUUCAGCAGCCUGUCCUCCACGCAGAGCAAGCCUCUCCCUCGUUCGCAGCUCUCUGCGGUCAUUGCCUCCUAUUGCAAGACCAUCGAACUGCUGCAGGCCAGCAAGCAGGAUUCUCUGAGAGCUCAGGCUCUGCAUGAGCUGGGAAACUUGCACUUCUAUAAUGGAAACAAAAGGGCUGCCUAUACCUGCUGGAGCCAAGCUCUGGACUCGGCUCUGACCCAGCCCGGGGUUCUGACCUCGUGGAAGGAGAGUGCGGACGGCUCCGAUCACAGUGAAAGCUUCCUGCGGCGGGCGGGGAUCUGGGGCUGUCUGCAAGGGGCAGUGCUGACAGCUAAAAUCGCACAGUACAUCCUGACAUCAGACAUCAGCCAGCAGACAGAGUGCUGCAUCCUCUCUGCCCUGCUCUUCAAGGCACUUCUGAGGGCCUCUCUGCCCCACCCCUGGCUGGACCGGGACUGCUCCUCCUAUGGGCUGGGUGAGGGCUGGGACAUGCUGGAGCUGAUCCCGGGCGUGGAUCUGUUCUCGGACCGGUACCGAGCUGAGAUCGGCAGCACCGUGGGCAGCCUGGCCUUCCUGACGCAGCGGCUCCACAACACAGGACACAGCCUGACAGUUCUGCCCUUACUGACUCUCUACGAGUACUUUGUCUCAAAAAUCUGCCAAGAUUCCCAAAGAACCGUUGAGUGCCGAAUACUGAAGGUGGCAGUGCUGACAGAGUUGCGGCUCUAUGGGGAUGCAGUGAGGGAGCUCCUCAGCCUGCUACAUGGGGAGAGGAUCCCCAAGCUCACCGGGGGCACCUGCCUCCCCGAGAAACGCAUGGUCAAAAAAAAGUUUGACACAAGCAAACCUUUGCUGGAUCCUGGGAAUGUGCAGACCCUGGAUGAGCUGCUGACUAAGCAGCUGAGUUCAGAGCUGCCUGUGCUGUUCAGCCCCAGGCUGGUGAGGAGUCUGAACCUGGUGAAAGCACAGCUCCUCAGCUCGCUGUGCACCACCAUCAACGAGUUUCCCAAAACACAAGAGUGGGAGCCAAAGGGGUCAGUAGAGGCUCCUGUAGACCUGAAGCAGAGAGAGCCUCCCUGCCUGCUGCUUGAAGCACAGAACAGCAGACUCACAGCGGCCAGACUCAAGGGUUUUCUGCUGGGGGAGGCUGCAUGCACUCUGUUCUCUCUCCUGGAUGGCCUGAACACAGAUCAGGACCCUGUGCUUUCCCAGCUUCCUGCAGCCAGCCUAGAGAGUGCUGUGGAGGCAAGACUGCUGCUCUCUGCUAUCAGCCUGCAGCAGGGCAGAGCAGCUGGCAGUGCUGCCCUGGCUCUCUCUGCAAUGCGCCUGCUCCAGGACUCCCCAGUGUUUGUGAUGAAGAGCCCCCCUGCCCCCCGCCCCGUCUUCUCCGCUCUCAGGGUGCCGGGACGCAAGAAGAAUUGGCAGUGUGAGGAUGAUUCAGUGCCAGUGCCCAGUGAUCUGCCCAGCAAUACUGAAGCCCGGGAGCGGAUGGGGGUGUCCCUGUGGCUAAGGUGCCGCCUGGCUGUGCUCCGAGCCCUGAGUGCACACAUCCCAGCAGUGGCAAUCCACCAAGGUAGAGAUCACACGGUGGACUCUGCCAGCCUGCUGAGUGAGGGCAUUGCCGAGGCCAAGGCCAGCAAGGAUACUGAGACCCAGGCAGAGCUGUUGCUGCAGGCUGCAGUGCUGGACACACAGGAGGGGCGGCCCCAGGAGGCCAUCAUCCCAAUGCUGCAGGAGGCAGUCAGUCUGCUCUCAGGGAGGAGCUGUCUUUCCCCCCGGGCCGGCCUCACCCUGGCCAUAGCCACCAUCCAACUGAGUGACCUGAAGAGGAGCGGGCCGGAGAGCAGCGUGACGGCUCACACACACAGCCUGUACACCAUCGCACAGAGACUGCUGCAGCAACAGCUGAUAACGCUGGGGGAGUCGGUGGAGCUCGGCGAGGGAGGUGCCGUGCUCAUCAACCAGUCGACAGCCCUGAAAAACAUCUACCUCCCGCACAUCCCCCUGCUGGCCAAGGUCACCCUCAGGCUGGGCCAUGCGGCAGCGCAGAAGGCAGCUUGUUCCUCUGGCAGGGAGGGGUCCCUUCAGUGGAGAGCAGCUCACCAGGUCCUGAGCUCUGCCCUGGAGCUCUGCCGUGCCUCGGGGACCAGGGAGGGGGACCUGGAGGCAGAGAUCCUCUUCCAUAAAGGUAUUGUCGAACGCCGCCUGGUCUAUCUCAGUGACUUCAAGCCCUUAGCUGCAAUCGAGAGCUUCAUGGAAACCAUUGCUGUCAGCAGAACACAGCAUGAGAAUAUUAUACUCCUGAGAAGGAGCUACCUGGAGAUCGCUCUGCUCUACCAACACCUGUCCACCAAGCAUUCCCUCAAGCCCCUGGAGAAAGGAAAGACUAAAGAAAAACCAGCCCUUUCCCCUGUGCCACCAGCCAAGGGGACUGGGAAACAAAAGCAGGUUGUAAGCAAAGGGAAACAGAAGACAGACGCAAUGAAACCCCCAGAGGUGGUGGAGCUCAACCAGCUCCUGUCCUGGGUCGCGGUGCGAGCGGCAGCACAGGUGAGUGAGGCCAGUAUGCAGCGUGCCCUGCUGACGGGAGGGAGCUGCGAUGAAACCAAACCUCUAGCGCGCUCCACCCUGCGCCACCUCCCUGACUUCACACUCAGCGAUCUGCUGGCCUCGUACACAGACUUCCAGCCCGGAGAGUACAAGCAGAUCUUCGGGGAUCUGCUGGGACCCAGUCAACAUGAGAGGGAGGCAGGCCCGGGGGACUGCGAGAGCAGUGAGAGUGCUGGAGAGCUGACCUGGAGCCACAUCAUCCGCUACCUCCACCACCUCCUCCAGCUCUACAGCGUCAGCACGCUCCCAGUGGAUUCCCCUUGUGAAGACAGAGUGUGCAGCUCAGUGUUGGACACUGGGCUGACCUUGAGGCUGGCUCACCUGCACAGCUUCCUCUGCACUCACCUGUCUACAUACCAAGCCCAGUGCAGCUCUGCAGAGCCCCCCUCACAGCUACUGCAGAAGAGUCCUGCACAGCCCCAGGCAGCAGCAGGUGAAGCAGUGGAGGAGCAGCUUGCUGACGGUUUGGACAGAGACCGGCCCACACUCCUCUUUGCCACCAGCACAGAGGAGAGGGAGCUGUGUGUGCAGUGGUACACACCAGCGCUGGAGAGGAGCCACGCACAGCCAAUGGUGCUUCUGCUGUAUGCCUACAACACUAAGCCUGUCACUGCGACCAGCCCUCCAAAAGCCAGCCUCACUGACCUCAGCUGUGGGCACAAGUGGAUCUCGCUGCUCGGGCUGCAGUCCCUUCAUGAGAAGCUGUGCUCUGUGCGGGUGGAGGCAGAGCUCUCUAUGUGCCACACCGCCCGACUUGAGAAGAAGAACCGCCCCCGGACCCUCGAAAAGGAGCGCCCCCACAACUCCCAGCUCCAGGACCAGGUGAAGCUGUGCUGUGAACACGUGAUGUCCCUGCUCCUGUCUCCUUCAGAGCCACAAGAGCUCACUGAGCUCCCCUUUGAGUGGAGCCUGCAGUCCCUCUGUGAUCUGGAGCGGAUCUUCGACCCCGCGCACAGCUGCCUGCUGACAGGAGGCAGCGUCUUCGACUGGAUCACAGCCCUGCUCAGAUGAGCAACUGGAACACACCUACACUUUCAUUACCCUAUUUAUAUUCUACUUGCCUUUACUGUUUAAUGAAAAUAAACCAAAUCAUUUUU